CGAGCGCACGGAAGAUCAACUACCGGAGGACUGCGGGGACCUGGAGGCAGUCGGCCUACUGCGCUCUGGGAGGCCAUGGUGCGCUUCACUACCGAGCUCGUCUUGUCCUCGCUGGGGCUGGGGCUGUUCUUGUGCAGCUGGGGGUGCCUUGCGGGCGCCGAGUCCCGGGCCCCGCCGGAGAAGAUCGCAAUUAUUGGAGCUGGAAUUGGAGGCACUUCAGCAGCCUACUAUCUUCGGCAAAAAUUUGGGAAAGAUGUGAAGAUUGAUGUGUUUGAAAGAGAAGUGGUUGGGGGUCGUCUGGCCACCUUGGCAGUUCAAGGACACGACUAUGAGGCUGGAGGUUCAGUCAUCCAUCCUUUAAAUCUGCACAUGAAGCGUUUUGUUAAAGAACUGGGUCUUUCCACUGUUCCUGCUUCUGGGGGCUUAAUGGGAGUGUACAAUGGAGAGAAUCUGGUAUUUGAAGAGAGCAGCUGGUUUAUAAUCAACAUGAUUAAACUAGUUUGGCGCUAUGGAUUUCAGUCCCUUCGAAUGCAUAUGUGGGUAGAAGAUGUGUUAGACAAAUUUAUGAGGAUUUACCGCUACCAGUCUCAUGAUUAUGCCUUCAGUAGUGUAGAAAAGCUACUACAUGCCAUAGGAGGCGAUGACUACCUUAUACUGGCUAACCAAACGCUUCAAGAAAACUUGCAGAAAGCUGGCUUUUCUGAGAAGUUCCUCAGUGAAAUGAUUGCUCCUAUUAUGAGGAUUAAUUUUGGCCAAAGCACAGAUCUCAAUGCCUUUGUAGGGGCAGUGUCAAUGACUGCUGCUGAUUCCAACCUUUGGGCUGUGGAAGGUGGCAAUAAAGUUGUUUGUUCACGGCUCAUCGAGGCAUCCAAAGCCAAUCUUAUAUCUGGCUCAGUAUUGUCUGUAGAGGCGAAAACCAAGACCAAGCAGAGAGGAAAUCCCACAAAGAUGUAUGAAGUGGUCUAUAAAAUUGGAUCUGAGACCAAAUCAGACUUUUAUGACAUUGUCUUGGUGGCCACUCCAUUGAGUCAAAAGAUAUCCAACAUAGCUUUCCUCAACUUUGAUCCUCCAAUUGAAGAAUUCAAUCAGAAUUACCAACAAAUAGUGACAACUUUUGUUAAAGGUGAAUUGAACUCAACUAUAUUUAGCUCCAGGGCCAAAGAUCAGUUUGGUCUUGCGACAGUUUUAGUCACCGAUAAUUCAGAUAUGUUCAUCAACAGUCUUGAAAUUGUGAACUCUGUCAAAGGAAAAGAACAUCCUCCACCAUCAAAUGAUGGAAUGCACGUUUGGAAGACCUUUUCCCGAGAAAUUCUUACUAAAGAACAAAUUACAACGCUCUUCUUGUCCUAUGAUUACGCUGUGAGGAAACCAUGGCUUGCCUAUCCUCGCUACACGCCCCCGGAGAAGUGCCCCCCCAUCAUCCUCCAUGAUCAGCUCUAUUACCUCAAUGGCAUAGAGAAUGCCGCAAGUGCCAUGGAAAUGAGUGCCAUUGCGGGCUACAAUGCUGCUCUGCUCGCCUACCACCGUUGGAAUGGCCACACACACAUGAUUGACCAAGACAACUUGUAUGAGAAACUAAAGUCAGAGCUGUGACAUGACACUUUUUUCCCUUCUGCUUCUUAUGGAGUAUCACUGGCAAAUAGCAAAAUUUGAGCAAAGGCUUUUGAAUCAGUUGUUCUGCCAUUUAUAAUUGUUCAACAAAGCAAUGCCUAUGGAACAUAAGAUAAUACAGGGUUCAAUGGAUAACUCUUGUACUUAGACUAUCUCCACAAUUGAACUGUUCUUUUCAUAUUCAUCAGUGAUGUCCAAGUUUGUCUGAUCCUAAAAACCACCUGGAGUUUGAUAAAAAUGGAUUUUCAAGCUUAUUAUUGGAGAUUCUGAUUGAAUAGGUUGGAUUUGGGGCUCUGGUUUUGUUUAAAACUGUAGUAGUUUAAGAUGAAAACUUGAAUAACUUAAAAAUAUCUUAGGGUGGACCUAACUAGUUUACAAUAGGAAUGAUUUUAGUUAGGUAAGAUUACUCUAGAAGUUUUUUUUAAGCCUGCCUAUAAGUAAUUUGUACUUCUUUUUAUUUUUUUUUGGCCAGGCCUGGUACUUGAACUCUGGGCCUGUGCACUGUCCCUGUGCUUCUUUGCUCACCUGAGCCACAGUGCCACUUCUGGCUUUUUCUGUUGAUGUGGCACUGAGGAAUUGAAGCCAGGGCUUCAUGCAUGCUAGGCAAGCACUCUACCACUAAGCCACCUUCCCAGCCCCUAAUUUAUACCUCUUUCAUGGAAAUGUGCCUGUGUGUAAAGCCUUGACUUUCAGAACAUGAUCUUUUGAUUGCUUCUGACUUUAUUAGGUCUUAGGAGUGUAAUCUUUAAAAUUUCAUGUAGAAAUCUCCAGUGAAGUGGGAAAUAAAUAUGGUCAAUUGGAUUAAAAAA
Perognathus longimembris pacificus (Pacific pocket mouse) is the source of this 2420-nucleotide messenger RNA. RefSeq names its product prenylcysteine oxidase 1 (gene Pcyox1). Bases 76 to 1593 code for a protein of 505 amino acids. The record is from RefSeq and is a predicted model, not a curated record. Gene Ontology annotation, biological process: prenylated protein catabolic process; prenylcysteine catabolic process. NCBI's taxonomy places the organism in Eukaryota, Metazoa, Chordata, Mammalia, Rodentia, Heteromyidae. The transcript has 6 exons. Gene Ontology annotation, molecular function: prenylcysteine oxidase activity.